GUUGUGAUUCGCUACUAAAUAGAAGAAGAAGACGUCGAUGUAGAUAGACAACGAAGAAGAAGGCGAUCUGUAGUCCUCAAUGCUACACAGUAAAUCAUAACAUACAAUGGAUUCAAACAAGUAGGAAAAACCUCUGGUGUAAAAACACCUUUAACUGCUGUAAAGAUGGAGUUAAUUAAAGAGGAGUGUGAAGAUACAUGUGAUCCAGCCCCAUACAGAGUGAAAAAUGAAGAUACCGAGGAACAAAGAGACUUGACGGUGAAUGAGGAAAGUCAAGAACUGAAUGACAUGGUGGAGAAACAUCAGUAUCGGGAACCUCAUCAUUUCAAAUCUGGAGAAAAAUCUUUUGGCUUCUCUGAAAAAAGAGUUCCUAGUACAGGGGUCAAAAUGCCUUUCACAUGCCCUCAGUGUGGAAAGAGUUUCAAACAAAUAGGAACACUUAAUGUUCACAUAAAAUUUCACACUGGAGUGAGACCUUUUACUUGUCUUCAGUGUGGAAAGAGUUUCACACAACAAGGAGAACUGAAGCGUCACUUAAAAAUUCACACUGGAGAAAAGCCUUUCACAUGCCCUCAGUGUGGAAAAGGUUUCAGACAACAAGACGAUCUUAAGCAGCACAUACGAAUUCACACUGGAGAGAGGCCUUUCACAUGCCAUCAGUGUGGAAAGAGUUUUAUUCAUCAAGGACAACUGAAGCGUCACAUAAGAAUUCACACUGGAGAGAAGCCUUUCAAAUGCCCUCAGUGUGGAAAGAGUUUCACUCAACAAGGACAACUGAAGUGUCACAUAAAAAUUCACACUGGAGAGAAGCCUUUCACAUGCCCUCAGUGUGGAAAGAGUUUCGUUCAACAAGGACAACUGAAGCGUCACAUAACAACUCACACUGGAGAGAAGCCUUUCACAUGCCCUCAGUGUGGAAAGAGUUUCACACUACAAGGAGAACUGAAACGUCACAUAACAACUCACACUGGAGAGAAGCCUUUCACAUGCCCUCAGUGUGGAAAGAGUUUCACACAACAAAGUGCUCUAAAGGAUCACAUAAGAAUUCACACUGGAGAGAAGCCUUUUAAGUGCCAUCAGUGUGGAAAGAGCUUCACACAUCGAAGUGUUCUUAAGCAUCACAUAAGAAUUCACACUGGAGAGAAGCCUUUCACAUGCCCUCAGUGUGGAAAGAGUUUUGCACAACAAGUACAACUGAAGCGGCACAUAAGAAUUCACACAGCAGAUUAGCCUUUUACAUGCCCUCAGUGUGGACAGAGUUCCAUCCAACAAGGACAACUGAAGUGUCCCAGAAAAGAUUCACACCGCAGAGAAGCCUUUCACAUGUCAUCAGUGUGGAAAACAUUUCUGACAUAUUUUUCCACUAUGAAUUAUUGGGUGCUGCUACAAGAGUUUUUGGUUCUACAUGUCAAGAGUGCAUAGUAGAAAGAAGCCCUUCAUGUUGAAAUCGUUUCAAUGCAAAAAUAUAUCUAAAAGUCUAUAUGAAAAAGUGUUGUCCAAAGGAAGUGGCCGCAAUGAGCAAAGUUAAAGGGAUAGUGCACCCAAAAAUGAAAAUUCUCUCUUAAUUUACUCACCCACAUGCCAUCCCAGAUGUAUAUGACUUCCUUUCUUCAGCAGAACACAUUUGAAGAAAAAUUGAAAAAUAUCUCAGCUCAGUAGGUCCUUAUAAUGGAUGUGGAUGCUAACACGAUUUUUGAUGCUCCAAAAAGUACAGAUAAUCAGCAUUAACGUCAUUCAUAGGACUCCAGUGGUUAAAUACAUUUUUUAUAAAGCAAUACAAUCACUUUUGGUGUGAAAAAGUUACAUAUUUAAGUACUUUUUAACUAUAAAUAAUCGCUUCCGUUAAGCAGCGGUAUGCACAUUCACUAGAGCGCUGAGGUCACAUGGUCUCUCGUGUGAUGUAUUGCUGUUGGCGUGUUCACACGAGACCCGGAAGAGCCUUGCUGUUUACAACUGAGGAAGAAGAACGCUGUACAGACCAAACAUGUCAACAAACUGAAGCAAAUUUAAACAAAGAUGUAAGAAGAUUUUGAUUUAAGAAGAGAAGAGGAGAUAUAAGUUUUUGCACAGCUAUAUUUAUUUGAAUCUAAGUACUCUGACCAGGAGAAAAGGGAGAUGGAUGAGGCUGGACCAACAAGCCUCAGAGAGACAGAGCUCAGAAGACGUGGUGGUGCACAUGUAGGCAAUGCCAAAAGAGGUAGAGAGCAUCUGCUGCAAUGAAUGGAAUGUCGCCAUGCCUUCGCUAGAAAGACUUUGGGACCUCAGGCCUCUCGUGAACUUACAUAAUGCUGCUUACUGGACGCAAUGAUUUAUAGUUAAAAAGUACUUAAAUAUAGAUUUUCUUUGCAACAAAGUGAUCAUAUCUUAGAUCAAGACUUAACCACUGUCAUAUGGUCAUAUGGAUGACAUUAAUGCUGAUUGUCUGUGCUUUUUGGAGCAAUAGUCAUAAACAUCUGGGAUAGCAUGAGGGUGAGUUAAUGAUGAGGGAAUUUUCAUUUUUGGGGUAACUAUCCCUUUAAUCAUCUGGCUUCAGGACUAAAUGUAUAGCUUGCAAUUCAGAUAAUAAUAAGAAUCAACAUAUAUCUUGUUACAUGUGCUGUGUGUUUGCAAAUAUUUUAUACAGUUUAUGUGUGUUUCCAAGUAAUAGGUUUAGGUAGCUUUUCUAGGUAGCUGACAUACAGUGGUACAGAAAGUCAUCACCCCCUUUUAAAAUAUUACCUUUUGUUGCCUUACAGCCUAAAAUAAAAACAUA
This is a messenger RNA of Xyrauchen texanus (razorback sucker), 2752 nucleotides long. Its product is annotated as gastrula zinc finger protein XlCGF8.2DB-like. The record is from RefSeq and is a predicted model, not a curated record. Gene Ontology annotation, molecular function: DNA-binding transcription factor activity, RNA polymerase II-specific; RNA polymerase II cis-regulatory region sequence-specific DNA binding. Bases 166 to 1230 code for a protein of 354 amino acids. Gene Ontology annotation, biological process: regulation of transcription by RNA polymerase II. NCBI's taxonomy places the organism in Eukaryota, Metazoa, Chordata, Actinopteri, Cypriniformes, Catostomidae. The transcript is spliced from 3 exons. Gene Ontology annotation, cellular component: nucleus.